UAAAGGAUUUUAGAACUGAUUCGGGUUGUGGAAUUCUGACCAUAAUAAUAAAAACAAUAAAACCAUCACCAACAUCCCCCCACCCCGCGCGCUCCUGCUCCAGGGGUCCUGGAGCCCAAUCAGCACAAACGAAGAUAGACACGUGCACAACCGGGGUCUCGUGUAAUCGAAUCUUCUGGCUCGCGAGGGACGAAAGCCAGCACGCGCUCCCCGUCGCACCCUCUGCCCACCAAGUAAAAGUGCACGAAUGCGAAUGCGCGCGCCCGCGGACCCCUCGGCGUGCGCACGGACAGACAGUGGCGGCAGCAGCGAGAGCGGUACCGGAGCCUUUGGAUUGUGACAGACCGUGGAGCCCGGACUCGCACACGUACAGGCACCGUUUGGUUUGAUUUUGCUGAACAUUUUGUCCACUGGGAGCCACGGACUGGAUACCGAGCAGCCGGGACAUUAGUUUGUCCCCCAAGCACACAUGGAGCCAACAUGGAGCAGUUAGUUUAGUGCCCAGAAAUCCCAGCGGCUCCUGAAGGGGAUCCAUGUCACCAAGUAAAUAACUAAAGCCAAGGGUUAGGCCGGGGCCUUUCAGCCUUUGUUACCAUGCUGUCCAGGUGGUCCUUCCUCUGUGUCCUCAUCCACGUGUCUGCUGACAGCAGCACCCAGGAUGUGCAGGAGGUGACGCUAGCAGCCAUCCUGCCCCUGACCAACACAGACUACGCAUGGGCGUGGCCUCGAGUGGCGCCGGCGCUGCACCUGGCGAUUCAGAGGGUCAACUCGGACCCGUGGCUUCUGCAAGGCCUGAAGCUGCGCUUGGUCAACGGCAGCUCAGAGAACCGUGACGGCUUCUGCUCCGACUCCAUGGCACCGCUGGUCGCCGUCGAUCUCAAGCUGUCCUAUGACCCGUGGGCCUUCAUCGGGCCUGGCUGUGACUACUCCUCGUCACCCGUCGCCCGCUUCACCACCCACUGGGAGGUUCCCAUGGUAACAGCAGGGGCUCGAGCCAUCGGGUUCGAGUCUUACGCGGCCGUCACCAACACGGGCCCCACGCACAAGAAGCUGGGCGAGUUCAGCAUCAGACUCCAGGAGCUGUUCGGCUGGCGGCAGCAGGUCAUGCUGGUCUACAGUGACAACAAGGACACCAACGAUGACCGGCCCUGCUACUUCACCGUGGAGGGUCUGUACACGGUGCUGGGCGGCCACAACAUCAGCAUCUCAGACCACACAAUCGCCGCCGACAACUACAAGCUGACGGUCCAGCAAAUCCGGGACCACGGCCGCGUGGUGUACCUGUGCUGUCCCUGGGACACACUGAGGACUCUGAUGGUCCAGCUCUGGAAGGAGGGUCUGGAUUUGGAAGAAUAUGUCUUCUUCUUUAUUGAUCUGUUUGCUGAGGGUCUGGGGGGUCGGGGUCCAGUCAAACCGUGGCACAGAGGAGACCAGGACGACUACGUGGCUCGUCAGGCCUUCAGGAGUGUGAAGGUGCUGACCUACCUGGAGCCUCAAAAUACAGAAUAUCGAGAAUUUGUAAAAACUCUGAAGAGCAGCGCGAAGAAAAUGUUUAACUUCACGAUCAACGACUCUCUGUACAACCUGAUCGCUGGAGGUUUCUAUGAUGGAGUGAUGCUCUACUCUCAGGCUCUGAAUGAGUCUCUGACUGAGCAGACAGGGCCAGGACCUGGACUGAGACCAGGGCAAUUCCAGAGGCCUCGGCAUGACGUGGUGACCAGGAGGAUGUGGAACAGAACCUUCCCAGGAGUGAUGGGUUUGAUGGAGAUGGACGAGUCUGGAGACAGACAGAUCGACUUCGCUGUGUGGGACAUGACCGACAUCGACUCUGGAGAGUUUCAGGUCGUGUGUGUAUAUAACAGCAGUGUGAAACAGAUGGUCAUGCAGAGCGGACACAGGUUCCAGUGGCCGGGCGGGUCUCCCCCACCAGACGUCCCUGAGUGUGGCUUCAAGAAUGAUAAGCCGGCCUGUGUCGCACGCACAGUGUCAAUGCAUCAGAUGGUUGCCAUAGUGAUCUGCUUUGUCUUUGUCAUCAUCGUUACGGUGACCAUCUUUAUUUACAGGAAGUUGAAGCUGGAGAGUGAGCUGGCAGCUCAGCUGUGGAGAGUUCACUGGGACGACAUCCAGUUGAGCAACCUGGAUAAAGUCCUAAAGAGAGCUUGCAGCCGACUCACCAUGUCUCUGAAAGGAUCCAACUAUGGCUCCCUGAUGACCAUGGAGGGAAACUUUCAGAUCUACACUAAGACGGGAUACUACAAGGGAAACCUGGCAGCCAUCAAAUAUAUCAACAAAAAACGGAUUGAACUGACCAGGAAGGUCCUGUUUGAACUAAAACACAUGCGAGAUGUUCAGAAUGAGCACCUGACUCGCUUCAUUGGUGCCUGCACCGACCCACCAAAUAUGUGCAUCAUCUCAGAGUACUGUCCCAGAGGCAGCCUACAGGACCUGAUGGAGAGCGACAGCAUCACUCUGGACUGGAUGUUCAGAUACUCUCUUAUCAAUGACAUUGUCAAGGGGAUGGCCUUCCUCCACAACAGCGUCAUCGUCUCCCACGGAAACCUAAAGUCGUCCAACUGCGUGGUGGACAGUCGCUUCGUCCUGAAGAUCACUGACUAUGGUCUGGAGAGCCUCCGCACCAGCAGCUGCCCCGAGGACACGCAUGCUUUCUACGCACGUAAACUGUGGACAGCCCCCGAGCUGCUGAGAUCGGACUGCCCUCCUCCCUGUGGGACUCAGAAAGGAGACGUGUACAGUUUUGGUGUCAUCCUGCAGGAAGUGGCUCUGCUGAGAGGAGUUUUCUACCUCGACUCCCAAACUCUCAGCCCCAAAGAAACUGUUCGGGCUGUCAUUCAGGGCGGCGUCCCUCCUCUCCGUCCCUCGCUGUGCUCCCACAGUCACAGCGAGGAGCUCGGUGUCCUGAUGCAGCGUUGCUGGAGUGAAGAGGCUGGCGAACGGCCGGACUUCAACACCAUCAAGAUCCUGCUGAGGAAACAACAUAGAGGCUACGGGUCCAACAUCCUGGACAACCUCCUGUCCCGCAUGGAGCAGUACGCCAACAACCUGGAGGAACUGGUGGAGGAGAGGACGCAGGCGUAUCACGAGGAGAAGCGCAAGGCGGAGGCCCUGCUCUACCAGAUCCUCCCACAUUCAGUAGCAGAGCAGCUAAAACGAGGUGAGACGGUUCAGGCAGAAGCUUUUGACUCUGUAACCAUCUACUUCAGUGACAUUGUCGGCUUCACUGCCCUGUCUGCUGAGAGCUCACCUCUGCAGGUUGUGACCUUGCUGAAUGACCUCUACACCUGUUUUGAUGCCAUCAUUGACAACUUUGAUGUUUACAAGGUGGAGACCAUCGGUGAUGCUUACAUGGUGGUAUCAGGUCUGCCAGUCAGGAACGGGAAGCUCCACGGUAGGGAGGUGGCUCGGAUGUCACUGGCCCUGCUGGAAGCUGUCAGGAGCUUCAGAAUCCGACACCGACCCAACCAGCAGCUCAAGCUUCGCAUUGGAAUACACAGCGGUCCAGUGGUGGCAGGUGUGGUUGGGCUGAAGAUGCCCAGAUACUGUCUGUUUGGGGACACAGUUAACACAGCGUCACGCAUGGAGUCCAAUGGAGAAGCUCUGAAGAUUCACAUGUCGGAGGCAACUCGUCUGGUUCUGCAGGAGUUCAUGAGCUUUCAGCUGCAGCUCAGAGGAGAGAUUGAGGUGAAGGGAAAAGGACGCAUGAGGACGUACUGGCUGCUGGGAGAGGACAGCAUCAGCACCAAGUGAUGCACAAUGGGGAAUAUAAUCAACAGGAAGAUCACAUAUUAAGACUUCUAAAAAAAUGCUAUAAAUGCAUUUUAAACUAAAGUAAACUAAACUUGCUCAUGGUGUUUUGAGCAAGCACCGGUGCAUGGCAGCUGCUGGCAUCAGUGUGUGAAUGUGAAUGUGAGAGUGCAUGAGUGAAUGAAAUACUAGUGUAAGGUGCUUUGGAUCCCGGAAUGGGUGUUUUUAAGCGCUAUAUGAAUGUGGACCAUUUACCAGAAACAACCGCAGAUUCUCCUUGACUGGAGGAUCAGAGAAAUGCUUUAACACAGAUGAGCACGAAAAACCCAGACACUGAAUGUUUCACUGUAAAACACCAUCACUUGUAAAUACAUAAAUAAACAGUCUGUUUAUUA
Messenger RNA from Betta splendens (Siamese fighting fish), 4157 nucleotides. RefSeq names its product natriuretic peptide receptor 1a (gene npr1a). The record is from RefSeq and is a predicted model, not a curated record. The transcript is spliced from 23 exons. Gene Ontology annotation, biological process: receptor guanylyl cyclase signaling pathway; intracellular signal transduction; protein phosphorylation. Gene Ontology annotation, molecular function: peptide receptor activity; guanylate cyclase activity; ATP binding. The coding region runs from base 595 to 3765 and encodes 1056 amino acids. Gene Ontology annotation, cellular component: membrane. NCBI's taxonomy places the organism in Eukaryota, Metazoa, Chordata, Actinopteri, Anabantiformes, Osphronemidae.